Marasmius oreades (fairy-ring Marasmius) is the source of this 2048-nucleotide messenger RNA. RefSeq lists its product as uncharacterized. The transcript has 8 exons. Lineage: Eukaryota; Fungi; Basidiomycota; Agaricomycetes; Agaricales; Marasmiaceae. The coding region runs from base 357 to 2048 and encodes 563 amino acids. Gene Ontology annotation, molecular function: oxidoreductase activity; FAD binding. The record is from RefSeq and is a predicted model, not a curated record.
CGGGAGCCCCGAAGCCAUGCCUUUCUCUUCACUACACAUUGCACAACUCAUUCUACUCGCAUUCAAUCUUCUUUCGGUCGCAUUUUCAAAUCACGGAUCAGGAAUAUUAAUAUCGACCUCGUGUCAUGCUUGAACGUUGAACAAUGGGUUCCUUGGAUUUUCAUUUAAACCUUUGGGAAAACAAAAGCACGAACAUUCAUUCUGUCACUCAUGAAGGGAAAAAUGGAACCCCGACAAUUGAUACUGUUGACGGUGGGAGGAUCCUUAGGGCAAAGGCAGGGAAGUUCAACAGGUAUUUAAGUAUCAAUCAUUAGAGGGAACGAGUUAGAGGAACUCCUUUCCCUUCGUUCUCUUUCAUGCACCCGAGCAUCGUCGUAGCUGCGCUCGUCACAUUUGUGGCUGGGAGCUCCCUGCCUUCAUGUCGAAGUCUACCUACCGACUCGUCAUGGCCCACUCAACAUUCAUGGGACGCGUUUAAUCAUUCGGUCGAUGGCCGUCUCAUCAAAACAGUCCCCAUUGGUAGCCCUUGUCACGACCCGACGUUCGACGAGGACCAAUGUAACGUUGUUCGAAGCAAUUGGCGAAAUCCUGCUUUCCACGAACCCAACCCGUCGUCAAUAAUGGAUCCCAUCUUCCUAAACAAAAGUUGUGAUCCCUUCGAUCCACGGGAUACCCCCUGCCGAAUCGGUGCAUACGUGCAAUACGCGGUGAAUGUGUCCUCAACUGAACACGUUAUCAAAACCAUUCAGUUCGUGAAGAAACAUAAUAUUCGGUUUGUCGUCAAGAAUACUGGACAUGAUUAUAUGGGAAGGUCGACGGGAACUGGAGCAGUGUCGGCUUGGAUGCAUAACCUUCAGGACAUUACAUGGACUCCCGAUUAUAAGACUUCUUACUACACUGGUCCCGCCUUCAAAGUUCAGGCGGGAGUUCUUGGUUUUGACCUAGCUAAGGAAGCUAGUCGAAAAGGUCACGUUGUCGUCAGCGGCGAAUGUCCGACCGUUGGCUUCGCGGGAGGAUACAUUCAGGGUGGUGGACACUCUCUUUUAACCUCGCUUUACGGUUUAGCUGCCGACCAAACUUUGGAGUUUGAAGUGAUCACAACCGAUGGCAAAUUCAUUCGCGCUUCGCCUAUGGAGAAUCACGACCUUUAUUGGGCAUUAAGUGGUGGUGGUGGAGGUACUUAUGGGAUUGUAUGGUCUGUCACCGUUAAAGCACACCAAGACCAUCCCGUCACGAUUGCCUCGCUGAAUUUCACAUCAGGAGACAAUACCCAAGAGCUCUUCUGGCAGGCUCUCGAUGUUUAUCAAGCUAGCACACCGAAUUUCACAAAUGCCAAAAUCUGGGGUAUCGCACAAUACACUGCCGAUUUUUUUAGCCUGUACCCGAUAACUGCGGUAAACAAGACCCCUGGAGAAGUUUCGACUCUGUUACAACCUCUUCUCGACAGCUUAGAUCAGCUCGGGGUGAAAUAUACCUCAGCAGCCCAGUCCUAUAGUGGAUACAUCAAUGCCUAUACUUCUGUCUCGUUUAUCAUGAAUUUCCCUGUCGCGAAUAUAUUUUUAGGGUCGCGGUUACUCCCCAGGUCUCUUUGGGAGGAUGAAGAGAGGCUCAAGAGCGUUCAAACGAGCGUUCGAUCUAUCCUGGAAGGUGGAGCAGGCGUAAUCGAUUUUCUUCUCAGGGCCACACUGGACGUCGCCGGUGAUCCCUCAAAUGCUGUUCUACCUGCGUGGAGAGAAGCAGAGAGACACUUUCUACCUAACAUCCCAUUGGUUGAUGGUGAACCUAUUGAGGAGACAAAACGCAAAGAGGAGAGAAUAACAAAAGAAUUCAUGCCGAUUUUGAAAAGACUAGCUCCACGUUCAGGGGCUUACGGGAACGAGGCGGAUCCUAAUGAUCCUGAUUUUAAGGAGACAUUUUAUGGCUCCAAUUACGAUAGGUUGCUCGCGAUUAAGGAUAAAUGGGAUCCUGAGCAGAUCCUUUACGGAACUACCGCUGUUGGCGGGGACCGAUGGUACCAAACUGACGAAGGAAGACUGUGUCGGGCUUAG